AGGCCAGCUGAUGGGAGUUGAUCUCCGUGUUCAAAGUUCACUGUGUUUGGUGCAGAUUAGUGAGGGGCGGGAAGCUCUGCUGAGACAUGCUCACUGUGCACAAAUUCCUGACAUGGAACAACACAAAUGACAACCAGUGCCCUCCAGGAAACUCCCAGAUGGCUCUCACACAUGCACAGGAGCAAACAUCUAAGCUGGAGAGGAUCAAUAAAGAAACUGGAGAGUUGAGCGCUUCAGGGGAGUUGUCCACUUCUGUGGACCUGAAGGUGGAGAACACUUGCAGAGACCAUCAACACCUACAAGUGCUCAGAGAACAAAUACAACAUCUGGGACUCUCCAUGGGCUCAAGUCCUGAUCACAAAUCCAAUCAUGUUCCUUUAUCAGAGGACCAGGAGCAUCUGUUCAAAGUAUUGCCUCACUACAUUCAGGUCUGUGACCAUGGCGGCACAGUAGAAGGACUGGACCUCAGAAGGCUCGCUGGGCUCACAGCUGACGCUGUGGUCUCCAACGUGCACGACAGACUGUCAGAAAGGCCGGCAGAGGAGGCUCGUGAUGAGGUGGUGCAGUUCUUCCAGAGGCAGCAUGAGCAAACCAACCGGGAGGCGACAGACAAUCCAGGAUGGCUGCUGUUAAAAUGUCUAUUGCUCCUGACAGCUGAUGACUCGGAACUACUGUCCUGCAUGAACCCAGCACUCCCUGCUGCUCUAGUGAAGUGUCUGUACCUGCUGGUGUGUCUUCCAGCUAAGAAAGAGAACCCAGCAACAGAAGAGAGUUUUCAGGAGCUGCUAACACAGGUCGUCCUGCAGCUGUGCAGGCAUCGGGUCAAUGUGGAGAUUCUUGUAGACACUCAGGAACUGCAGUGCCUCAUCAUUGGCCUGACAUCCCUGUGGGACCAGACCAGCUCCUCCUGGAGGCACCAGGCCUCUCGCAUCCUCAAAGCGGUCUCCGCUUCACAGAUGAGCAACACUGUUCCCGCUUUAAUCGGUAAGAACUGUGUGCGCAUCUGCAUCCAGAACCUUCUGCACAUCCGUGCUGAUGUCUCAGGCCCGCUGCUGGCUGAGGUCGCGGUGGUGGUAUUUAGCUUCAUUAGAGACACAUAUCCAAUCAGUCCUGCCCUCUUCCAUGAGUUUGACAGCAACAAUGGCUACAUGGCCAUCGAGAGCAUCCUGAAACGGUGUGAGGAGGGUGUGCCUGUGGAUCAGUUUCAGCCCGUGGCAGAGUUGCUGUCUCUCGUGGCGUCUUUCACUCUGUUUGGAAAAGAUGAGCUGAAGGUCGCUGUGUGUGUCACCAACCCCCAACCUCCAGGAUUUAAACUCGACCACUCGCCAGCCGGAGGUUCAGUAGUUAAAAACCUGCCAGCCUUCUAUCUCCUGCAAGGCUCUUUGCUGAGAUCCACAGAUUCUUUGCUGUGUUGUCACAUCCUGCGAAUCCUGCAGACAAUAUGGGAAUGGAACACAGCAAAUUUCUUCCUCUUGGAAUGGACCAUCCAGUCAAUGACCCAGCUUGCAGCUUGCAUGUGGCAGAAACCAUCUCCUGUGCACAAAUUAUUCUUUUCACUGCUGGAGACAGUGGUAUUCAAGAUGAACUACAUCCCCCAUGAGACCUUGCACAAAUUGCUGGGGGUGCUGAAGCAGAGCUGGGAUGGGUCUCUGACUGGAGGAGGGACAGCGUUUGAGUUUGGGGUGGAAACCCUUAAAUGUUUUCACAGGAUGACGACACACAGUGGCCUGAUCGCAGAGGUCCUGAGUGACGGUGGCCUGCUGGAGCUGCUGCUCGGGGAACUUCGGAGGAGAGCAAAAAUCCUCAGGAAGGCUGGUGUUGUUUCUACACCUAAAAUGAAUACACAUCAGCUGCCCUGUGCGGAGGAUGAUGAGAGGCUUCUGACUACAUGUAUGCUUCAAGUUGUGUCAACACUGACUUUGCGUUCUAUCAAAAACACAGUUUCAAUGCGAGACCGUGGUAUGGUUCCUUACAUCAAAAUCUUCCUGGAUGAAGAGCAGUAUCGAGGUCCCACUCUAAACAUUUUGGAGCAGCUGGCUGAGAUCAACCCUGAGGAGUUCAUGAGCACAGCAAUAGGAGCCCUCUGUUCCUCCACACAGAAUGAGCUUCGACUGAAAUGGGAUCUUCUGCAGUCCGUGGUGAAGGUGCUGGAGAACCCGAACACGUGGGAGGCUUUCAGACGAGCAGGGGGCUUCACGGGACUGCUGUCUCUGGUAACGGACAUGGAAGGAGCUCUGUGCGACCCUCCCCAGGGGGCGGUGUGGCAGUCUCUGGGGCGGCAGCAGGUGUUAGAUGUCCUCCUUCGCACACUUCAUACCCUGGCCUUGGCUGUGCAUCUUCACACAGUAAACGCACAUCAUUUUCAAGUCGGGGGGUUUUAUGAAAAACUAGCAGAGGCCCUGCUUCAGCUCGGCUGCUUCCAUAGUGACCAUUCAGAGUACUGGAAGUGGACUGAAGAUGACGAGUGCUAUCCUAGGAUUGCUGAGGAUGGUCAUUCUCCAGGAAGGAGGUUCCACCAGUUUGUUGAGUUAGUGAACUCCACUGUCAGACCUUCCUCUUCCAGCACCGUACAUCAGCCCAAGCUGCCGGUCACUCUUCAAACAUGCAUAAAGCUGCUUUCCUAUCUCAAUCAGUUCUCCACAGGGACAUACUCUCCUCAGGACUCUGAUGCUGGAUAUGAUGGAGAUAAAGAAGAGUUAAAUAUUGCAGCAGGGCAAGAUGAGUCCAGUGUAGAUUCCGCUCCUUCCGGCUUGGCAUCAGAUCCGCAGUCAUUGGAGGACACACAGGGGAGAUGUAGGACGACGGCAUCCAGCAUUUCUACAGUCUCCUCAGAGACUCAGUGGAGGUUAUACUAUGAUCAUGUGAUUCUUCAUCCAGGAGCAAUCAGAGUUAUCAUGAUGUUACUUCCUUCAGUGUUUAAUCACGAGGACCUGCAGCUCUCUGUGGACAUACAGUACUCACUGGCGCAUCACAUCCAGUCAAUGAUCAGAUCAGAGCGAAACCGCCAGAUAAUGUGUGAGGCGGGACUGGUUUCCACACUCCUGGCUCAUUGCCAGAGAAUAUUACUGUUUCCCAAACAUCCGCUACAUCUUCCUGUUACACGUAUCCUGGAGAAGCUCUCCUCUCAGGCCAUCACUCAUUCAGAACUGAGAACUUUCCUGUGUUUAGGGGAUCCUCUCAUGUGUUCAGCUGACAAAAUGUCUGUCACGUCUUCUACUGAAGUUUCCUCACAAAUCAAAGCUCCCAUCUUAAAUGGUCAUGUCACAGAUUCAGACAUUUCCUCUUCAGUAAAGACCCUGAAGCGAACCUUCAGUCUGUUGCAGUCUACAGUUCCCAGUGAGUCCUCUGUUGGUCCUACAGUCCCUGUGCACCAGAUCAUCAGCCUGGUGUCCAUGGCGUCACCACGCAGCUUCAGACCCCACCGAGUCGCCACCUCGCCGGCCUUUGUGGAGUUUGACAUGAGUCACAGCGGAUAUGGCUGUUUGUUCCUGCCUUCUGUGGCCACAGUGAAAGGAGUGACAGCUGAUUCAAUCUCCACGGGUGGAAUUGGUGGCGCCUGCAGAGGCUUCCCGCCUGCAGCUGGUCUGUCUUAUUCCUGCUGGUUCCAGAUCAACAGGUUUAGUUCAGCGUGUGAUUCCCACCCAAUCCGACUCCUGUCUGUGGUUCGCCACAUGUCCCGGACCGAACAUCAGUACGUCUGUUUGUCAAUCUCCUUCUCGGCUUAUGACGGCUGUCUGGUCAUCUCCACAGAGGAGGAGGUGUUCACAUACCUUGAUAUGAUGGAGCCAGAGGUGGGCACGCCCACUUCUUUGCCCACCUCACUGAGGUUCCAUUGCUCCCCAAUGCUGCUUCCAGGUCAGUGGCACCAUCUGGCUGUGAUCAUGGCCAAAGAUGUGAAGAAGACCUGCUUGGUCUCCAUUUACUUCAACGGCAAAGCAGUGGGGUCAGGAAAGAUGCGAUAUAUUCAGCCGUUCCCAGGUCAAUAUGCCUCCAUGGACCCUACAGCUGUGAUUGAUGUGUUUGCGCUGAUUGGGACGCCAUCUCUAUGGAAAGAGCACGCUGCUCUGGUGUGGAGAGUUGGCCCAUCGUCUUUUGAAGAGGUUUUAAGUUCCGAAGACGUGGCAAUCAUAUAUAUGCAAGGCACUGCAUACCUGGGCAACUUUUUGGCUCUGCGCAGCACAAGUCAUGAAUCAGUUCUUGAGGAUCUCCCACAUAAAUUGGUUUGUGAGGAGAGAAUCUCAUUUGGGAUUAAUCCAGCUGUUUCCACACUGACAACUGUUGCACAGAUCAGAGAGGAUUACAAUGAGGUGGAUUGCAGACUGGUUGCAAAAGAGAUGACGAUAACAUCUCGAGAUCACUCCACCCCUGUGUACCUCGUUCGAAACCUCAGCCAGCACCUGAGCGGUACUGCUCGUACUAUAGGAGCAGUCCUGGUGGGACGUUAUGGUGUGCGUACGUUUACUCCCAGCAGUGUGGCUAAUGGCUUCUUGUAUGUCGGUGGGCCUGCCGUUGUUCUCAGCGUAAUUGCAAUGGCACCAGAUGAUGCUUCUCUGUAUGCAGCUGUUAAAGUUCUGUUUUCUGUGUUGGAGACCAGCUCCAUCAUGGAGCAGGAAAUGAGCCGCAUCAAUGGCUAUCAGCUACUGGCUUUCCUGCUGAAGAUGAAGAGCAGUCUGGUCAGUCACAGAACCUUUCAUUUGGUUCAGUACCUCUCGAGCUCAAUGGAGCUGAGUUCUGGGUUGGUGUGCCUACAAAACACAUUGGCUUUCCAGGCUCUGCUGUGUGACCUGGAGGUGUGGGAAAACACAUCAGAUAAUCUGGAUGUUGCAGUUCUAAACCACUUUGCAGAAAUUUUGAACUCCUCCAGCACUGACAGCAGGAAUUUUGAGGUCAUGUAUGACGCAGGCCUGGGGCCUAAGCUGCUAUUCCAACUUUCAGAUCCCAACGUGACCUUUGCGAAGGCUGGGAUCACUUGUUGUGUCAUUGCACACCUCCUGAAAGGACGUUUGAGCACCGUUGACAUAAACAGACUGGGGCUCUUCCUUGUUUAUACGCUCCCACCUCUGAAUAACGUGACUGAAUGUCAAGGGUUAUCUGACGGUGAACUUUCUCAGGACUCAACAGCUCAAAGCGACAGCACUGCCAGCCUCAUCUGGAUCCGCAACCAGCUCUUGAUUUCCCUUUGUGAAAUUCUAACCUCAGACAGCCUUCAAGCAAACAACAAGCAGGAGGCUGUGUUCAACGCCUUGGGGAACGACUGUUUCCUGCUUUUCCUUCAGCCGCAGCUUCACCCAUCUACAGUCAAACUCGGCCUCGUCCUGCUUACACUUUUCCUGUCUAAGCCCAGCCAGCAGAGUAGCUUCAAAGAGGGAGUUUUUCUUGGAACCCUCAUCCAGGGCAUGGAGGAACCCUUUAGUGUCAUUGACAAUCUUCUGGCCCAUCCUAAUGAUACUUAUGAGUGCCUCAGCGCCACUUGUCCAGGCUUUGAAGUCUUGCAGGGCUUGCUGGUCCGACAUGCCCACCUGCCUGAGGUGUACGGCGCGCUGGCUGCUCUGCUGCUGGGAGAGACGAUCAGCCACAGUGCAGGCGGAAAGGUGCAGCUGGAUGACACGCUGCAAUGUUUGAUUGACAGCCAAACAUCUGCUCCUGCUGUUACGCUUUGUCUUGAUCCAGCAACAAUACUGCUGGAAUUAGUCAAAGUCGUCAUCACUGAACCUUUACCUUCAACAGCAAAUGUAUCAGACACAGAUGGACCAGGGGAGUUGCACCUUCCAGCAAGUGUGAUGCAAUUUUUUUGUCUACUUCAUAAUCUCCGCCCCAGAGACCCACUGUGGUCAGCAUCAGAAUUCCUCUGCAAGCUUGCUGGUGUCAUGUAUCCUGUGGAUAAAUCUGAGGGUAUGACUGCGCCCGGCGGAACAAGUGAAGGUGACUUUUCGUUUAAGAGUCAACCAUCCAGGAAGCCAGUGUGUGACUUCAUCCGUAUUCUGAUCAUGGACAGUCUUCUUAAUGUUUCGGUCAGCACCAGCACGCAUCCUCUGCUAGUGUUGUUUGAGUUCUGCCCAGAUGGUACAUCACUGGAGCAGAGGCAGAGCUUCCAGACUGAGGUGCUGGAGUUCACCAUGGACAUCUUCUACAUGCUCAGCGAUGAGGAAGAAAAUAACACUCAUCUUAGCUCACAAGAGUCUAGGAGUCAGAAGCCUGAGUUGCAGAUGGGCGUAUUGAUAGAGAACAUGGUGCUCUUCAGUAAGACACUCGUGCAGAAACUUUACAGUGGAACGUUUUCGCCGGGCCCUGAGAGUUUGCUCGACUUCUUCUCAGAUCAGAUUGCAGUGGCUCUGGAGAAAGGCCAAUCACAGAAGGAGAAGACCGUGUCAGCACUCUACUCAUGCAUCAAUAAAACCCUGCUGUAUUUUCUCUCUCAACCUCGGCAAACCCAUGACGAACAGGAAGUGGUCAUCAGGACAUUGCAGGCCAUGACCGCACGCUGGGAUGUUGUCAUGGCAACGUACAAUGCAAAUGUGAACUUCGUUACAUGCCUACUACACUGUCUGUUACUAAUACGGUCUAACAGCUACUCCGAAGGUUUUGGAUGUGUGAAGCAGAAAGCGCAAGUCAAGAAAGCUCAAUCUCGUCUGUUUUCUUCCAAAACCAGAGACUCUGGGUGCCUCAAGAGUGGAUCAGAGUUUACCACAGUUGAUGGUGAACUCGUAUCAUUGGCUGAAGCCUGCUGGUUAAAGGUCAUGACUGAGAGGCAACAUGCUCUUGAGGAGACCUAUAAGAUUGAGAUGUCAUCCAGUCCCAAGGCGGAGGCCGGCCCUGUCAGUAUGAGGGACAUCAGCCCUCUGUGGGAGGAGAUGGCACACAGGACCUGGCAGCUACACAUCGAGUCUCAGAGGAAGAAACUGUCCGGCAGCUCUCAGAAGAAGCCCUGUGCUGUAUCUCCAGGCGCGGCGGACAGAGAGGCGGCAACAGAUGAGAUAUUUCUGUCCUGCAUGGAGUCGCAUCGACAAAAAGGUCACGGCAUGUUUGAGAAUAUGAGGACAAACCACUUACAGUUACAAGCCAGUAAAUGGGAGCGACUCAGCCAAAAGUGGCUGCAUGUGGAAGCAGAGCUGCUGAGGGAGAGAGCUGUCUUUGGGCCUGGCCCUGGAGUGCUGCUGACCCGAGACUGGGUGCAGGACGCAGCUGAAGGACCAAACCGCACCAGACCACACAUCCGCAGGAAGACUUUGAGACAGUCCAAACGGGUGCUGCGUAACCUGGGUCUAGGUUUCAGAUCUGGCACAUCUGAAGAGCUCGGAAGCAGAGUAGAAGGCGAUGAAGAUGUCAAGAUGACAUGUGAAGCUGGACCCGAAGCCAAACAGGAAGAAGAGGAGCCAUCACAAGACUGUGAUCACUUGACCUUCUUCCCUGUCCUGCACGAGACACUCGCUGCCACAGAGAGCCCUCCUGACCCUGACAUCCCCGACUCCUGCUCCCGCCAACAAGACUGUCCCAACGUGCGCGUCAUCCUGCAGGAGCUGGAUCCCGGAGAGGAGGUGAAGGCGAAGAUGUGUGUACUGAUGGUUAGCAGCCUCAGAGUAACAGAGGGGGUGCUCCUCUUUGGGAAUGACAGCCUGUUUCUGUGCGAGUGUUUUACUCUUAGUCCUUCAGGAGAUGUUUGCUGCUUGAAGCACCACCCUAGCAGCGUGAAAGAUUCAUUCAUUUCUACCAUGCUGAGUAAAGAACUGCCAUCGGCCAGCUGCAGACGUUGGCUUUAUGAUGACAUAAAGGAGGCUCGCUUCAUGCGUUUCCUUUUAGAGAACGAUGCCCUUGAGCUCAUGAGAAACAGUUAUUCAGUUUUCUUGGUAUUCCCGAAUAAAGAUCAUGUGUCUGCAUUUAAAAGGUUGUGCACAGUAGUCCCAUCUCUAAAAGGCAGAGGUGUUGCCGAGAUCCUCGCUAAUGCCAGAAAUCAAGACUCAUCAGACCAGGCCAAGCUUUUCCAGUCUUCCACUGUCUACUUUUGGAAGACUUCUGUGAUUGAAAAGGAAGCUCUUUUGAAAUGGCAGAAAGGGGAAAUUAGUAACUUUGAGUACUUGAUGCAUCUGAACACUCUGGCUGGGAGAACAUACAAUGACCUGAUGCAGUAUCCAAUUUUCCCCUGGGUCCUGGCUGACUACCAUUCAGAGAUGCUGGAUUUGUCAAAUCCUGCAACGUUCCGUGAUCUAUCAAAGCCAAUGGGAGCUCAGACAGAGAAGAGAAAACAAAUGUUCAUCCAGAGAUAUGAAGAAAUGGAGAACAGUGAGGUAGAAGGUGAUCUAGCAGCGCACUGCCACUACUGCACCCACUACUCCUCAGCCAUCAUCGUAGCCUCCUUCCUUGUCAGAAUGGAGCCAUUUUCACACACCUUCAUGGCACUGCAGGGAGGGUUAGAUAUCCCAGAGCGGAUGUUUUACAGUGUAAAGAAGGAGUGGGACUCAGCCUCCAGGGACAACAUGGGAGAUGUUAGAGAACUGAUCCCAGAGUUCUUCUACCUUCCUGACUUUCUGGUCAACUCCAACCACAUCCAGCUUGGCUGCAUGGAGGAUGGUACUUCUGUGGGAGAUGUGGAGCUACCUCCAUGGGCCAAAGGUGACCCACAGGAGUUCAUAAGAAUCCACAGAGAGGCCUUGGAAAGUGACUUUGUAAGUUCCCACCUCCACCUGUGGAUCGACUUGAUUUUUGGGUACCGGCAGCAGGGUCCGGCCGCUGCAGAAAGCAUCAACACCUUUCAUCCAUACUUUUACGCACAAAGGCGACCAUGCCGACAAGAUGCGCAGGAUCCCCUUGUCAGGAGCACAAUUUUUGGAUAUGUUAGCAAUUUUGGCCAGGUUCCCAAGCAGCUUUUCACCAAACCUCACCCACCCCGCAGUGUGUCUAAGAAAGAUAGUUCUUCAUCGCUGUGCCCGUUGCCAUUUUUCUUCAAACUGGAUAAACUGAAGACGACUGCACAACCAUUCAGAGAGCUUCCAAGAGGUCCAGUAGGUCAAAUACUGUGUCUCGAUAAAGAGCUGCUGAUCCUGGGGAGAAACCUGCUUCUGUUGUCCCCUCUGUCGAGCUGCUUCUUCAGCUGGGGCUUUACUGACAACAGCUGUGCCUUUGGAAACUGUGUCACUGAGAAGACCUUUGCAGUGUGUGAGAGUUUGUGUGACUGGGGGGAGACGUUAUGCGCCGCCUGUCCAAACCCGACGACUAUCAUCACAGCAGGGAGCAGCGCUGUGGUGUGUGUGUGGGAUGUAGCAGUCAGCAAGGACAAACUCACUCGUAUGAAACUCAAACAGCCCUUGUACGGUCACACAGAUGCAGUGACGUGCCUGGCUGUGUCUGAGCUCCACAGCCUGCUGGUCAGCGGCUCCCGGGACCUCACAUGUAUCCUGUGGGACCUGGAUGAGCUCAGCUACAUUACUCAACUUGUAGGACACACAACUAGCAUCUCUGCACUGACUAUCAACGAACUCACUGGUGAGAUUGCAUCAUGCGCUGGGCCUUUGCUGUACCUGUGGACCAUGAAGGGUCAGCUGUUGUCCUGCACCAACACUUCCUGUGAAAUUCAGGCAGAUAUCCUGUGUGUCCGUUUCACACAGCGACACGAGUGGGACGCCAGGAAUGCCAUCGUCACUGGCUGUGCAGAUGGUGUCAUACGGAUAUGGAGGAUGGAGUACACGAGAACACAAUUACGUGGCCCUCCAGACGAGCCUGUGUCCCCAGGGCAAGAGCGGACAGAGAGAGCCGUGGGUAGCUCAUGCCAGGUUAAAGAGUGGGAGAGAAGUUUGGUGUUAUGUCAAGAGCUGAACAGAAGUCACGCUGCAUCACAGCGCCGCCACAGGGCUAAUCCAGCCAUCACAGCUGUGGCUAUGUCAAGGAGCCACACUACUUUGUUAGCAGGUGAUGCCUGGGGCCGAGUUUACACCUGGACCUGUGAGUGAGAAGAUACAGUUUGUGUCUCCAUUUCUACACACUUAUUCUCUUUACUUUAAAUGUGACUCAGAAAUAGGCAAAGAGAGGUACUCACCGUCUGUAGGAUGUGAAAUGCACUUGUGCUUACUUGAGUUGUGUUGAACGUCACCCUCGUGUGUACAUUCAGUGAAGGUCAUGACAUAUGAAUAUUUGUGAAUUUCAUUUCUUUUUAAAUCCUAGAAAUGUUGCCUCCUUUUUAAUUUGUUUCUGUUGUAAAUACUCCUUGUUUUAACAAAUUUGAAUAAAUUUUUAUGGCUGUAAAGCAUUUUCACUAAA
Molecule: messenger RNA, 10248 nt
Organism: Thalassophryne amazonica
Lineage: Eukaryota; Metazoa; Chordata; Actinopteri; Batrachoidiformes; Batrachoididae
Gene: wdfy4
Product: WDFY family member 4
Molecular function (GO): protein binding
Source: RefSeq, a predicted model, not a curated record